Messenger RNA from Biomphalaria glabrata, 3500 nucleotides. RefSeq names its product transcriptional activator protein Pur-beta-like. The coding region runs from base 42 to 806 and encodes 254 amino acids. The transcript is spliced from 8 exons. Gene Ontology annotation, molecular function: purine-rich negative regulatory element binding; RNA polymerase II transcription regulatory region sequence-specific DNA binding; DNA-binding transcription factor activity, RNA polymerase II-specific. Gene Ontology annotation, biological process: regulation of transcription by RNA polymerase II. Gene Ontology annotation, cellular component: nucleus. Lineage: Eukaryota; Metazoa; Mollusca; Gastropoda; Planorbidae. The record is from RefSeq and is a predicted model, not a curated record.
GUUCAGAAGGAGGCAGUGGAUUAGCUUUGGAGGGUUGCACCAUGUCGGAUCGAGAGAGUGGCGAUGAGCAACAACAGCCGCAGGCCCAAGAAGCUUCAGAUCCUGGUGGGUCUGCGGAGCAGGAGUUGGCCACACGCACACUACACAUCCAGUCCAAAAGAUUUUAUUUAGAUGUGAAACAAAACAAGCGUGGUCGCUUCAUCAAGGUGGCAGAGGUUGGUGCCGGAGGAAAGAAAAGUCGUCUUCUACUGGCCAUGUCAUCUGCAGCUGAGUUUAGGGACUUUUUGUCUGAUUUCUCAGAGCACUACGCAUCGUUAGGUGAGCACAGGCCUACAAAUUCAGAAACACCACCAGAAGAUGGCAAGCUGAAAAGUGAGAUGAUCGUUAAAGAUAAUCGUCGCUACUACUUGGAUUUGAAAGAAAACCAACGUGGCAGAUUUCUUCGGGUUUCUGAACAGGUGUCUCAGACCAUCCCCCGUGGAGGUCCCCGUUCACAAAUAGCCAUACCUGCUCAGGGUAUGAUAGAGUUUAGAGAUGCACUUACUGAACUGUUGGAGGAGUUUGGCACAGAUGAUCAAGAACCACAGAAUGAGCUACCAGAAAGUCGUUCUAUGAGAGUAGAAAACAAAAUGUUCUAUUUUGAUGUAGGCUCUAACAGGAGAGGUGUUUAUCUUCGCGUCUCGGAGGUGAGUGUCAGAAAUAAUUUCCGGACGGCAAUCACCAUUCCAGAACGAUCAUGGGGAAGAUUCCGUGACAUCAUCUCCGAGUUUGUUGACAAAUCUAGUGCAAAGCCAGAGACUGAAUAAAUUGACAGCCCCUGCGUUUUGCCUGUGAUAUCUGGCCCCCAACUUUGCUACAGAUGACCUGCAGAGGAAAUGUGCUUUCUGAUUGGAUGGCUUGUGUUUGUGUGACGUCAUGUGACUGGACUAGUAGGAUUUGACCAGUGUUUUUGUUGUCUAAUUACUCCAUAAUGGGACAUUUUGUCGACACGAGGUUCAACUGGGUUUUCUAGACAAAUGUUUGUAUAAUGAUAUAUAUUUCUAAAUAUAUAUAUCUGUAUGUGUUAAAGAGCAGACAUUUACAAUCCCCCCCUUUAUUUCAGUCUGCUGGAGUAACAUCCCUUUGUUUCAGUCUGUUGGAGUUUAUAAUCCCCUAUGUGCGGGAUGCUAAGAUAGUGUCUUAUGCAAUGUAGUCCUCCCCCCAAAUGCAGUCUUGUAGCAAGCUGCACAUCUAUGGUGCUGUUACACGGUUGGAUUGAUGACUUGAGUGGUCUCGGUACAUCACCAACAUAAGUAUCAGUCUAUCACCAUCCUACAGAGCAUCAGUAUUAUCAACUGGAUGCUUCGAGUGUUCAGAGCGAGUGAUUGUGUCUGUCAACUCACCGUUAGGGAAACAAGAAGUCUUGUGUUAGAAUUGAACUCGGUCUCACACUAGUGUAGGUUUGUGAGAAUAGUUCCUAUCCUGUAGAGACACGGGGAAUGAUCUACACCUUAACUUAUAGAAAAUACAAUGCUUGAAUAUAUAGAAAAUACAAUGCUUGAAUGCGAUCGUGCGUGAGGAAACUUGGGCGUGUGAAUGUGUGCAUUGUGUGGGUGUGUGUGGGGUGACCUGAGUGAGUUAUUUCAUUGUUAUCUCAUGACUACCAUUAGACUGGUACUGGGACUCUUCUCCAAGACAUUGUGUUGGACUCACUGAACUGUGUAUUGAUCUAUCUAUGUGCUUUGAUGUCUUCAUAAUGAACUAUUCAGUCAAAGUGACUGUGUCAUGAAUUGUUUAUAUUUUAUACUUGUCAUAACAAAAUCAUCUCUUGUCCACCAAUCCUUGCAACAUUUUUUUUUUUAGCUCUGCUGUUCAUUGUUUUUAUCAUAGGGAAACUGGAGGUUUUUUUUUAUCCCAGUAAAACACUGUUUUUUUUUUAUCCCAGGGAAUUAGUGGUUUUGGGGAGGGGGGGGGGGUGUUAUCAUUUUCUGCUUUAUUCACUUUUUUUUUUCAAACUUUUUUUUUAUUUAUUUCAAACAUUUGACUUAGCUCCAUUAUCAAUUCUAAUCUUAAGAGAAACUUUUUUUUGAUUUAUUUCAAACAUUUGACUUAGCUCCAUUAUCAAUUCUAAUCUUAAGAGAUGAUGUAUUCGUCUGGUUAGUGCAGAAUAGAAAAGUGUGGAGAUUUGUUGAGAUCAACUACAGUUUGUCCAGAAUUCUCUUAAAAGGUUGAUGACAGUUUUUUUUUUCUUUGAUGGCUAACUCUCUCAGUGAUAGUUUGAAUUAUCAAUUAGCAUUUUUUUACUUAAUUUAAUGUGUUGAAGACAAAAAAAAAAUCAUUCAGCACUUGUGCUGGUAGUUUGUAUAUUUAUAGUCACGUCUUUGUUGUUUUAUUUGGGAAUAAUUUGGUUUUGAUUUUGAAUCAACCUUUGUAUGGUGAUGGAAAGAUGGUUAAAUUUGUGUAUGCUAUGGAGUGAUGGAAGAAUAUCUAUAAUAGAAGCACAUUUCCGCUGCCUGCGAGCCUGUGGCUGGGCGAGAGUUUUGUUCUGUAAAAGGAACUGGCCUGCGUCUUGGUUCAACAUGUAUCUCUAGUGUUGUGGUGUUGGUGGAAGCGGUUGGUGGUCAACCAUCUCGACACUUUUUUUUUUUUUUUCUUAUUUCUGGUGGGGGAGGUGUUUGUAAGAAACUGUCCCCGCAGGUGGGAGGGACCACCAAGUGCUUCCCUGUACUUGUGUUAGUGUAAAGAAGGAAAAACAUAUGAAAAAAAAACACAAAAAAGAACUUAUGUACCUUUUGUUGACUACUUUGUGUAUAUUUGUAACACAGACUAGCAGUCUAGUGGUUUGUGGUACAGGUGGCUCACUUGAUUCCAACUCCUUAGUUCACUCUCUUGUCUGUAAAAGUUUGAGAUUCUGACUUGGUUCUUUUAGCGAUAACUCUCCUAGGCCUUAGAAUUGUCGACCCGAAUUCCGCUUAGUUUUCUAGGGACAUCAUUUCCUACGGUAGGUUCACAUUUGGUGAGACAUUUCUGAUUCUUAUUGCUUUGAAGACUUUAGUUCACUGUUGUUGUUUUAUUCAUUGGCUUUUAUGGUAUCUUAGAAUUUUGUUUCUUUAUGAAGAAAAAGUUGAAAUGGACUUUUUUUUUUUUUUUGACUGUAAUGAAAUAUUUUAUUUGAUCUUAACUUAGAACAAAAAAAAAAGACAUUUUCAUGUUUCUUUAGUUGAAUUAGGAAAGGUUAAUUUUGGUCAAUAAUUUCACAUGUUUAAAUAUAUUGUUGUUAAUGGCCUCAUUUUGGAUAGCCACAUAACAUGUCAAUAGAAAACAUUAAGCUGGUCACAUGCUACAGUAGAACUUGAGUUUGUUCUAAAGCAAAGUGUUAGGCUGGUCACAUUAGACCAUGUGAUCCAUACAGUUAGUUAGCACUUCAAUUUAGUUUGCUUGUUUUUACCAUUUCAUGCUUUUUUUAAAAAAAAUCAUUUGUACAUGUAUUGUAAAAUAAACCAUCUGAUUUUAUGGAUAAA